This is a messenger RNA of Recurvomyces mirabilis, 2457 nucleotides long. RefSeq lists its product as uncharacterized. The record is from RefSeq and is a predicted model, not a curated record. Lineage: Eukaryota; Fungi; Ascomycota; Dothideomycetes; Mycosphaerellales; Teratosphaeriaceae. The transcript has a single exon. Bases 1 to 2457 code for a protein of 818 amino acids.
AUGCGUACUCUAAGUACUACCCUACUGGCCACAGCAGCGAGUCUGCUAAGCCGCGCCUCUGCUUCCACCCUCGCUCCACCCGUCCUGCCCCUCAUUGUUCGGAACCCAUACCUCUCGACCUGGCUGGCCAACGCUCGAGAGGCGCCCUGGACACAAUGGCCCAUGUUUUACACUGGUAACUCCGUGGGUCUAGCAGUCCUGGCUUCUGUGCCGGAAGCAUCGACAGUCUACCCACUCCUCGGACGACCACAAGACAGUCUGGACAGCCAAGCCUCACAGUACAACCUCUCACACCCAAAGUACCUGGGUGCUCAGUACGAUGCCUCGACCACGAAUCUAAGCUACAGCAUCCCCUCCCCUCAUUCGUCGAGCCCAGAGGGAGUGGAGAUCAUCCUCUCCUUCCUCUCCCCAAUAACACCGACCUCGACCUUUCGGCAAUCAAUUCCAGCGUCCUACUUGACCAUCCACGUCAAAGGAUCCUUCGACAUAGACAUCUACAUUGACUUGAAUGGCCAAUGGGUAUCCGGGAACCGAGGUAGUGAAAUCGAAUGGGCGUUGUCGGAAACAGAUUACGAAGACGCCAAGAAACUGAAGACAUGGAAGAUUAAGAGAAGAGUUGAGCAGCUGUUUACGGAGUGGAAUGAUCAGGCCGAGUGGGGCACACUGCACUUUACUGCUCCGGCUGGGGAAGAUGUGAGGUACCAGGCAGGGAUAUCUGGGGUGCUGCGGCAAAAGUUCGCGAAGAGUGGAAGGUUAUCGAACACUGUGGAUGAUAAGUUCCGGGCCAUAAUGGAUGAGGAGCCCGUUUUUGCGUUCAGCAAACACUUCAAUCUAACUAGCAACUCGUCCUCUGCGUCCUCAGCAUCCAAGGAAGACAGCAUCCUCUUUACGCUCACACACAUCCAAGACCCCGUGACCCAGUUCGCCUCCGCCCGGGGCCUAACGUACAUGCGUCCGUUGUGGGAGUCCUACCUCCACACUCCGGAAGCUCUGAUAACGUACCAUUACCUCGACUUUGCUCACGCGUCCGCGUUAGCAGCGAACUACAGUUCACAGCUUGCAGCUGAUGCUUAUGCUUCGGGAUCAGAUACCUACGUCGACAUCGUCUCCCUUUCGGCUAGACAAGUCCUAGGCGCCACCUCCUUCUCCGGAACCCCGGAGAACCCGAUCCUCUUCCUCAAAGAGAUCUCCUCGAACGGAAACUCCCAGACCGUGGAUGUGAUCUUCCCCGCUUUCCCAUUCUUCCUCUACACCAACCCGCGAUGGUUAGCUUACCUGCUUGAGCCGCUACUAGAGCAUAUGCUGAGUGGACAAUAUCCGAAUCUGUACACCAUGCAUGAUCUGGGCACACACUUCCCGAAUCUGACUGGGCAUGCGGAUGGGAACGAUGAGUACAUGCCUGUGGAGGAGUGUGGAGACAUGCUUGUCAUGGGUUUGGCUCUAGUCAAUAGUUUGGGGUAUGGGGAUGAGGGAUCUGCAGGUAGUAUUUGGAGUUCGUUGGGUGAGGAGAAGGAUGUCAAUGCUUUGGACACUGUGGGUGAAGAUGUCAGUCCCUUUGCUUUGCCUGCUAGAUUGGAAACGAGAGAGGGUGUGUUCGGCUUAGAUGAUGCUUGGGGCGGAAAAACGGCGGGUGCACAUCAGGCACGGAAAUGGCUCGGUCGGUCGUACAAGUUGUGGAAACAGUGGACGAGCUACCUGGUGGAGUACUCUCUCGAGCCGCACAAUCAACUCUGCACGGAUGAUUUCGCUGGAUGGCUUGCUCUCCAGACUAACCUCGCGUUGAAGGGCAUUAUCGGUAUCAAAGCCAUGUCCGAGCUCGCGGAGGUGGUGGGAGAGAAGGAAGAAGCCAAAUACUACCGCAAUGUGAGCGAGGUGUAUGUCAAGAAAUGGGAGGAGAUGGGUAUGUCUCGUGAUGGUGGCCGGGCGAAACUGGCGUACGAUUGGUAUGGGAGCUGGACAACGCUGUACUCGUUGUACGCCGAUGCACUGCUAUGCUUUCACCCGUCGACCAACUUCUCGGCCAAAACUACGACACUGAGUCUGAGUCUGCUGGAGGGUGGACAACAACCUCUCAAACCUGGAAAGGGAAAGGAAAAGGAUAAUUUCAUCCCCGAUCACGUCUACACGACCCAGUCUCGCUGGUACACCACAGUCAUGCAGAAAUACGGCCUUCCCCUCGACUCUCGACAUCUCUACACCAAAUCCGACUGGGAGUUCCAGGCUGCGUCUGUGGCAUCGAAGUCGACACGAACGGAGAUCUUGGGUCGGGUUGCCAAAUGGUUGAAUGAGACGUCGACUGACAGACCUUUCACUGAUCUGUACAAGACGGAGGAAGAUGGAGGAUUUCCUGGUCCGGACUUCUUUGCACGACCUGUGGUUGGCAGCCACUUUGCAUUCUUGACGCUCGAGAGGGCUUGUGGAGGACAUGCUGCUGAGGCUUUUAUGUACGAGGAGUAG